This is a messenger RNA of Trematomus bernacchii (emerald rockcod), 9051 nucleotides long. RefSeq names its product DOT1-like histone H3K79 methyltransferase (gene dot1l). Gene Ontology annotation, molecular function: histone H3K79 methyltransferase activity. The record is from RefSeq and is a predicted model, not a curated record. NCBI's taxonomy places the organism in Eukaryota, Metazoa, Chordata, Actinopteri, Perciformes, Nototheniidae. Gene Ontology annotation, biological process: regulation of transcription regulatory region DNA binding; DNA damage checkpoint signaling; DNA repair. Gene Ontology annotation, cellular component: nucleus.
GAUGGCGGCGAUACGGACGAUGUGUUAUUGCCAGUGGACGUAAACAGGCAUUUUAAUCCAAAUACAACCCCUAGUCGGAUACAUUUAUCCACUUGACCGUGUUGUGUGGGUGUUUACCUCGCAACCAGUGCCGGCGUCUUUUUUUUUAUUUCACGCGUUUCCACGUUUCUUUCUUACAACAUGUUCACGUUGUAGCUCGCUCGCUAAACGACCGGCUGGCUAACAGAGAGCAGUAGCUAGCUAGCUAACCACAGCCAAGCCGUGAAGUGGAGAAUGGGAGAAAAGCUGGAGCUAAAGCUCAAAUCGCCGGUUGGAGCCGAACCUGCUGGAUAUCCGUGGCCAUUACCAGUAUACGAUAAACACCAUGAUGCUGCUAAUGAAAUCAUCGAGACCAUUCGGUGGGUGUGUGAGGAGAUCCCAGACCUCAAACUCGCCAUGGAAAACUACGUACUCAUUGACUACGACACAAAAUGCUUCGAGAGUAUGCAGAGACUUUGUGACAAGUACAACAGGGCCAUCGACAGCUUCCACCAGCUGUGGAAAGGGACGACCCAGUCCAUGAAGCUGAACAAGCGACCUUCCAACGGGCUGCUGAGACACAUCCUGCAGCAGGUGUACAACCACUCAGUGACCGACCCCGAGAAGCUCAACAACUACGAGCCCUUCUCCCCCGAGGUGUACGGAGAGACCUCCUUCGACCUGGUGGCUCAGAUCAUCGACGAGAUGGAAAUUAUGGAAGACGACACCUUUGUUGACCUCGGCAGUGGAGUGGGGCAGGUAGUGCUCCAAGUUGCAGCAGCAACCAACUGUAAACACUACUUCGGUGUAGAGAAAGCAGACAUUCCAGCUACCUAUGCAGAGAGCAUGGAUAACGAGUUUAAGAAGUGGAUGAGAUGGUACGGAAAGAAACAUGGGGAGUACACACUGGAGAGAGGGGACUUUCUCUCUGAAGAAUGGAAGGAAAGAAUUGCCACCACAAGUAUUAUUUUUGUGAAUAACUUUGCCUUUGGUCCAGAGGUAGAUCACCAGCUGAAGGAGCGUUUUGCUAACAUGAAGGAAGGUGGAAAAAUUGUAUCUUCCAAACCUUUUGCACCUUUAAAUUUCAGAAUAAACAGUCGAAACUUGAGCGAUAUUGGUACGAUAAUGCGCGUGGUGGAGCUCUCUCCAUUGAGGGGCUCUGUGUCCUGGACUGGGAAGCCAGUUUCCUACUACCUGCAUACCAUAGACCGCACUAUACUUGAAAACUAUUUUGCUAGUCUGAAAAAUCCUAAACUCAGGGAAGAGCAGGAAGCAGCUCGGCGGCGUCAGCAGAAGGACACGAAGGACAGUAAAAGCAAUAGCACCACGCCUACAAAACCUAAAGAACAAAACAAGCAGGACUCCUGCGGUGAAGACGAGCGUCCUCGCUUGGUGACCGUGGUCAAGCCCCCUGCCAAACCCCGAAGAGCCCGACUCCUGCCCAAAGUUCGCAAGUUGAACAACAAGAAACGUGGUCGACCCAAGAAGGCCGCCCCCGCUGUGGAGAAGCAAAACAAAAAGAACCAGAGUGCGCUGGAUCUGCUGCACGCCAAGACCCUCUCUGCAGCCCCCCCUCAGGAUGCUUACCGGCCCCCUCAGAGUCCGUUCUACCAGCUACCUCCCAAGGUCCAGCACUAUCCCUCCUCUCAACUGAUCCUGAGCCCCACUCCUCCCGGGCUGCAGCACCUGCUAGAUAACAUCAAAGUACAAUACCUCCAGUUUAUGACCCACAUGAAGACUCCUCAGUACCGCUCCAACCUGCAGGAGCUUUUAGAAGAGGAGAAGCAAAAGCACAGGGACCUGUCAGGGCAGGCGGAGCAGCUCCACUCUGUUUGUCAGACUCACAAGGACAAGAUCAAAGGUCUCUUUCAGACCAAACUAGACGAGCUGGGGGUGAAAGCCCUGACUGUGGAGGACCUGCUGCAAGCCCAGAAGGAGAUCUCAGCCCACAACCGUCAGCUGAAAGAGCAGACUAAGCAGCUGGAGAGAGACAUGGCCUUACUGAGAGACCAUAGCCUGCUUCUGCUGAAGUCUCGAUGUGAGGAGCUGAAGCUGGACUGGGGCUCUUUGUGUCUGGAGAAUUUGUUGAAGGAGAAGCAGGUGCUACGCAGACAAAUCUCUGAAAAGCAGAGACACUGCUUGGAGCUCCAGAUCAGCAUAGUGGAGCUGGAGAAAACUCAAAGGCAGCAGGAGUUGCUUCAGCUCAAAUCCUACAGCCCCUGUCACGGCUCCCCAUACAGAAAGAACCUGGAUUCCCGCUCUUCCAUGGACAUGGACCCCUCUAAGCACGGCCUGUGCUCGAUCCCGGCUUUUAACGGCGUCAGCAUGGAGAUCAACGGCACCAGCUUGCCCUGUUUUGACCGGACCAACACCAAGGGGGAACUUCUGUCUCGCUAUCUGCCAAUCUCUCCAUACCAUGAGAUAGCACCCGCCAUCUCUGAUGCCCGGCAGAGGCAGCUGAGUUCCUCCUACGCUCUUCCUGAUUACACACGCUUCUCCCCCGCCAAGAUUGCCUUGCGGAGGCACCUUAACCAGGACCCCAACGCUCACUUUAGAGGUCCAGGACUGAACAUGCACAGGGAAUUGGGAGGUGUUUACUCGCCACUGGGAGCAAAACUGAACUGUCCUUCUCCCAAUGCUUGUGAUGCCCAGAAUAAAGGCUUUGAGAGGGGCAAAGAGAGGAGCCCAUCUGUUCAGGGUGACAGCGGCAUUAAAAGCCUUCCAAUCAGUAUUCCUCUGAGCACGGUCCACCCGAGUAAACUACCGGUCAGCAUUCCUCUGGCCAGCGUGGUGCUGCCCAGUCGAGUUGAAAGACUGAGGAGUACUCCGAGUCCUGUAUCUCAGUCGGGUCAAACCAACGGAUAUUUAUCGGGCUCAGGGCUGAUGAAUGGCGGUCCCCACCCUGAGGACCAUAAUGGUGCUUCUUCAUCACCUUCGCAUCCCAACGCUCCCUUGACAGGACCAAUGGGACGGGGUGGUCCCAUCCAGAGCCCUCCACUGGGCACUGGGGGGGUGCUCCAGUAUGCAGACGGACCCCCUCGGAUUCUUCCGGAAGAUGGACAGGAUCGCCACGGAGGUGAAUCCGACACGGAGCCGCAGGACACUGAACUGCGGAGGAGAAUCUUCUUCUCUUCUUCCUCCUCUUCAUCCUCGUCUUCCUCUUCUUCGGGCAGCAGCAGCGCGGCCGGAGGAUUACGCCUCCACCAUCACACUGGCAACAAGCAGGGAUACCACAGUAACCAUGGAAACCACCACCACCAUCACCACCACCACCAGUCCCCCGGCACACAGCACACACACACACCCACACACACAUCGUCGUCACACUCCUCUCACGGCCUCGGUGCUCAGGAGGGCCGUAAGAGGGGGAGACGGAAACGCAACUCUACCGCGUCAGUCACGGCGGGGGGGUCCCCGAAGAGGAGGUCCUUCCCCGGGCUCGCCUCCAACCGCUCCUCAGGGUCUCCUCUCAACAUUAACUCCAUGGUGAACAACAUCAACCAGCCCCUGGAGAUCUCUGCCAUCUCCUCUCCAGAGCAGUCCAGCCGCAGCCCCACUGGGCCGGACAUGGACCAGCCCCCCGUCCUGAAGAGAGAGCGCCCCCUGGAGCUCAAAGGGGCCGGCCGGUACUCCUCGGCCCCCAGUUCUGACGACGACGACGACGACGACGACUCAGGAUACCCUGCCGACAGCUCCAGUUCACGAAUUGAAAGAAAAAUUGCCACUAUAUCUUUGGAGAGCAGAGAUGGACCUGGUAGAAUAGGGGACGGUGAAAGAGUCAGGAAGUCUGGUAGCAGCAGCGGUAACAGCACAGGAAGUGACGCCUCCUCUUCCUCCUCCUUGUCCUCCAACAGCAAGUGGAAAGCCACCUUCUCGCCCAUUUCUGACCCCAAGCAGCCUCACUCGGACCUGAGGCAGGGGGGCUCCCCCUUCGGCAUGGGGGGGUCGGGCCGGGGCACGGACUCAGAUUCAGACCACAAACAACAACAGCAUCAUCAGCAGGGGAGGAAAGGAGGUGAAGGAGAGUCGUCCAGCUACAUUAACCCCAACCCCUUCCUCAGUCAGGAGACAGGGCCCCGGGGUGGAGGCAGCGGCGGUGGGGGAGGGUCCCAGGGAGGAGGGGGAUCGGACCAACGCCAGAACCUCCAGAAACAGAAGGGCCCUCGAGACUGGGAGAUGAAGACGAGCAGCAGCAUGGCCAGUCAGAACCUCUUCAUAUCUGCCGCUGCCAGCAGUGGUGGAGGCAUCCUGAGUGGGAAGGUGGGGGGCGGUCCCGUAGCCAUUUCCUCCACCACAGGACCCUCUGUGGGCCAGUACCUGGGGUCUCAGUUCCCACUCGGAGGGGCCUCAGUCCUGCAGUCCUUGUUCGGGGCCCAGACGGGCGGAUCCACGGUGAGUGGGACACCGAGGCUCGUCAACGGAAACUCCGUCCUGGGAAGCUUCUCCAGUGCUGGGCUGGCAGGUGGAGCGGCUGGAGGUAUAUUUCACCAUGUGGGGCCCUCAGUGUCCUCCCAUCAGUUUGGGGUGAGGCUGCCUUCCUCUGGAGGCCUCGGCUCUCUGCUCAGUCUCUCUUCCUCCCCCUCCUCCCAAAUCCAGCAUCACACCACCCCCCAACAGGCCUCCACCCGCCUGGUGUUGUCCCCUCUCCCCCUCUCCCUGUCCCAUCACAUUCGCACCCAGUCGGUCCUGCACAGCGCCUCCCCCCCCACCCUCACCCUGCCUCCCCCUCCCCCCCUGCACAGCACCUCCUCCUCCUCCUCAGCAGCCGCCCACUCUGACGCCCCGCCUUCAUCUCGAUCCGACUCCUCCCGCCUGUCCCACCACCAGAGAGCCUCCAUCUCCUCCUCCCCCUAUGUCUCAGUCGCUGCUGCUUCCUCCCUCUCCUCUUCCUCCCUCUCCUCCUCUCGCCCAUUCGCAGUGCACUACCCCCCCCGGCUGCCUCCUCCACCUCAGGCCAGCAGCUCAGGUGGAGGCGGGGGCAUGUGGAGGACUCAGGGCACGCAUGGCACCUACACCACCUCCCAGCCUCCUGGCUCCAGACCUAGAUAGGGUUUGGGGGUGAGUGGAAGGGGGGAGGAUGGAGAGGGUAAGGGCAAAGGGCAAUCAGAGGAGGAGAGAAAGUGAGACUGAUAGGGAGUGAGAGAGACAGGAUACCUGUUCUAAAGCUGCCUUACGCUGUUGUUCUGAUUGAACAAGGUAAUUGUUGAAUACUACCUCAAAAUGAAAUAAACUAUGCAAAUGUCAGAGGUGUGGACCGAGACACUCUCCUCAUCACUGGUGCUUCAAAACGUCUGCACUACCCAACCGCCUCCAAGACCGGCUUCUGUACUGGGAUCUCACACACACACACACACACACACACACACACACACACAUACACACACACACACACACACACACACUGGGUGAACUGAGUCAUUAGGCUGUCUGCUUUUAAUUAAAGGUGCUUCAUAGUAUGACAGUGUCAGUUUUGUCUUGGUCACUUAUCAUAGCAACUAGCUAAAUAAUCUGUUUACUUAAGCUUUCUGAUCUGAAACUGAUCUGAUCUGUUCCCUCCAAAGUGUCACUUCCUCCGAGUGCACUCACACACACACUCGCACACGGACAGACACACACAGACCAGUUAAUUGAACUCAGAUGUCAUGCAGUGUUCCUGCUUGCACGCUCUCUUAUCUCUGUUUUCUUCCUUGGGUGAAAUUGUGUUGCAUACACCAACAUAUUUGAUAAUGAAUUUAAGUUAGGAACUUAGUAUUUUGGGUCUAACUUCACACUGGAUGGUAAGAUAAAGUUACUCAUGUAGCAGAAGAUGUGCUAGUCCAGCCUGGUUUGUUGACACCCCUUAAACUCUGCUAUUGUUCAUGAUUUACAACAUUUUUACGUUUUCUAAAAAUAUGAUGUACUGUUAAGUCUCUGUUUAAAAGCAAAGAAACACAGAACUAAUAUGCUAUUUCUUUGUUAUUAAGUUGAGAAAAUCCAAUUAAAUAAUUCUCAGGUGUGAUUAUCUUCAAUAUCAGAUAUUUAACAAAUCAGUGAAAGUUAUUUUUUUAUUAAAAUGUUUACUGUUGUGACUAAUCAAGCAUAUUAAGCUCAAUGAAUGUAAAAUAUGGACAUAUGAAGAUCCAUUCAUGUUUUGAAAUCUGAAAAAACGUAAGAUUUCAGCCUAGAUUUGGAAAUAUUGUGAACUAGCAACUCUUUAUUGGGUGGACUUAACGCUGAGCUGAGUACAUUUUCUUUAUUUUUUUAAAUAACCCAUGAUAUUUGAUUGAUAAAAUGGUGCUAUCUUGACAUUUUUAGCCACUUUCUGUAUUUAUUAACAUUUAUUCUCCUUAGUCAAUUUGGUAAGUUACACUACUUUGAGGGAACACAGCCUAAAACAGCAGAAAUGUUUGAACUCUUCUUAAGCUAAUCAUAUUCAUAUUUAUCUCUACUGUUGGGAAACGCAGGUUUAAGUGAUUGUUUAGGGCAUAAAAUGUGGACACAUGUUUUGUUUAACACUCGUGCAUGCAAAUCCUCACACACUGAGAAAACCAUAACCACAACAAACUACUGGACUCUCUUCACACCUUUUUUUUUGCUUUUUUUUUUAUUGUGUAAUUAGUUUUUUUGUAUAAAAAGAUUUGUACUGUGAAUGUGAUUCAUUCUCCGACUGUAUAGUUGUGUAUAAUUUAGAUUCUUAUAUUUAUGCUGUCGGCCUCCAUUUGCCUUGGUAUUGGUUUUAUUCUUCUUUUUGUUUUAUCCUGAAAUGUGUUGGCAUUUUAGAAUGCAAUGGUGCUUGACUCACAGUCUGAAAACUAUGGUGCUACAUUUGGACUGUAUCUGAUUAUUUAUUCUGUGGUGAAAACAUCAAAAACAAAUCGAAUACUUGGUGCUGUACACAGGGACACUUUUUUAGCCUUUUUCUGGCACUUUCUUUCUGAUAUUUAAUGUCUGGUUCUUGGAAUUCCUAAUGGAUAGCUGUAGACCCCAAUCCGACAGAACGACUCUGCAGCAGCUGCUCAGAGUGAACCGCUGUGAGGACGUUUCUCACGCCACAGUUUCAAACACAAGUCAGCCUCAGAGCGAGCUGCUUAUCUGUUAGUGAACAUACUCAAUGUUUCUGUGCAUAACUUUGGUUUUCCUUAUGAACAGAAAGGUAUACAAAAUAUGUAUCUAUAUACACAGUCUAAAUAUAUAUAUAUAUAUAUAUGUAUAUAUGUAUAUGUAUAUGUAUAUAUAUGAGUGAAAAGGGUUGUUUUGGCAUUGUGACCUUAAACUCAGCCUGUUAAACAGGAGGCUUGAAGCCAAUGAGAGAGGAGCUUUGACAUCACUGGACCUUGUGAUAGAAAUAGAAACUGAAAAGCUGUGCGUAUUUAAUGCAGACAAACAAAGGUGCUGUGGCUUAAACACGACUAGAUUUCACUUUUAUCAGAUGUUGUCACCUCUUGUUUAUUUUUAUUUUUACCAAUACAAUUUCUGCAGGAAAAAACGGUGCUUCUGUUUCCAAACAAUCGCAAUUCUGUUCUGAAAAACUUCACUGGUGCAUACAAAUCCUCAUGUCCACGUCUUACACAAACUGUCCGUCGCUAGAUAUCGCACUACACAAGGCCCUACCUUGUGAUGUGAGCAUAUUGUGUCAAUGGAAAGAUGUACAACUCUUGUGUUAGGAUGUAUGUGUAACACUUUGUUGGGAGUGAGAACAUCCAAGCUUCCCUUUUCUCUGAUAGUGGGAAAACACUUGGCUCAGUUUGUGUGUGCUUUUUGUCCCCACUCUCCGGUGCAUAUCUAAGGGAAGAUAAGAUUAAUAAUCAAAGCUUUAUUGUCCGCCUGUCCUGUGCACUCAAUGUGUUUCUCACCUGCGACUGUUUUAAAUAUAAAAGAAGAAAAAAUCAUUUUAGUGCAACAUUUAGAGACUAGUCCGUUUGUUACCAGCACUGAGAGGUAUUUUGUAAUUAUUGUUGAUGCUGUUUUGAUUUUCUUAUUCUUGGUGUUUGAUACAAUUGCAGUCACAUGUUAUGCUUUUAAUGGUGUCUUCAGAUUCCUGUCAGUUUGUAAUACUAUUUAGACCGACAGCACGGUGCUCUCCUUCACUUAAAACAAGGAAAUUGCAGCUAUUGAUAAAUACUACUCUCCUCCUGUUGUGCUGCAGGGUUUUAUGGUUUAAUAAUCUUCAACACGAGUUUACCAGAAAUGUUCUCGAAUCUGGAGUGUCUGCGUGAUGUAUGUGGAAGUGAGAACAGUUUAUGGAGACGGCAAAAAAUGUGCAAUCAUUACAGAUUUCAACCAGUUUUAUAGCUGCUUAUAUAAUCAGUCAAAGGGAUGAGGUGCUGUUAUUCAAGUCCUUUGGUGUAUGAGCAUGGUUUAAAUAAAAGCCUCUAUGCAGUUCUCCCGCAUGCUCCAUCCUGAUACAUUAUUAAUAAUCUGUGAGAGCUCUGCAGUGGAGGCUGUUUACUCUAAAUCCUGCCAAAGGUCGUAACUCAGGAACUUCCCACAUGGCUUGAAAUUAUGUAAACAAUUUUCUUAAAACUACUGCAUGUCAUAAACGUAUGCUCCAUCUCGUGGCAUGAUUGAGUCCUAUUUGUAACCAAACUCAGGACCAGGACAAUGCCUGAGUAAGCGAGGUAACAUUCAAACCUCAGAUUUAUUCUCGCUGUCACAUACAUCCAGCGCCUCCGGUUGAAUCCAGCUUUAUAAAGCUUUAGAAUCCAGAUGCUGUGAAAUGGCUUUCAGCAUCUUCCUCAUCUCACAAAUGCCUUUGUCUAAAUUUGUCAAACAAAAGAGGUUCACGGUCCUUUGUUGGGACUCUUCCCAUUGUUUGGUGGGCGGACAUGUGACAGGAUGUGUACAGCGAUGUCUGAUGGGUGCAGCCAGGGCAGGUUUGAGGUGCAAUAACGCAAACCUACUUCCCAAAAGGCCCUGCAUUUACAUGAGUUCUUACUGUUCGAUGUUGGUGCUUUUAUCCUAAGAUGUUAUAAUGAAAGAAAUGAAAAACAUGGUUCUUUUUUCUCCCCUGCGUUUUAUGAUUAUUAAUAAAAAUGUUUCUUCUAUUUGAAUUCA